Messenger RNA from Closterium sp. Naga37s-1, 3096 nucleotides. The record is from the annotation of a GenBank genome assembly. Lineage: Eukaryota; Viridiplantae; Streptophyta; Zygnematophyceae; Desmidiales; Closteriaceae.
AUGCCGAGCGGAGACGUUCUCGUAGCGGCGCAGCCCGCAAUGUGCAGCAAGGAGGAAAUGCGGGUCUACCGUCGCUGGUUCGCAUUCGUCGACUCAGAUGGCGACGGGCGCAUCACGGGUCCCGACGCCGUUCCCUUCUUCAAGCGCUCCGGCCUCAUGCAGCACGAGCUCAAAGCGAUCUGGGCGGCUGCGGACGACCGUCGCCAGGGCUAUCUGGGCAUGGAGGAGUUUGUGGUGGCGAUGCGGCUGAUCGCCAAGCAGCAGCUGCUGUCGCGCGGAGAGGACAUGCCCGCGCGCCAGCCGUGCUUCCCGGCGCUGAGGGGGCUGGACGAGGAGCUGGCGUCCGAGAGCAUCCUCGCCUGCAUCGCCUCCAUCGAGUCCGACACGCACGAGGAGCCGGAUCCCUCUCUGGCGGCGUCGCUCAUGUCGCUCUUCAAGCCCAAGGCCAAGAAGCCACUCCCCCAGGGCGCCAUAACGUCAGUGGUGGACGGGCUGAGGGGGCUGUAUGAGAGCAAGCUGCGGCCGCUGGAGGAGGCAUACCGCUUCCACGACUUCCACUCGCCCGCCCUCACGGGGAGCGACUUUGAGGCCAAGCCCAUGGUGAUGCUGCUGGGGCAGUACAGCACAGGCAAGACCACCUUCAUCCGCCAUCUGCUCAGCCGCCCCUACCCAGGGUCACACAUCGGACCAGAGCCCACCACCGACCGCUUUGUCGUCGUCAUGAACGGACCGGACGAGCGCAGCAUACCGGGCAACACGGUGGCAGUGAGUGCGGACAUGCCCUUCGCCGGUCUCACCCGCUUCGGCUCCGCCUUCCUCGAGAAGCUCGAAGUCGCUCAGGCCUCCCUGCGCCUCCUCCUCUCCUCAACCCAACCUCUCCGCAACCGCAUCUGCUCGGUGGGCGCCUUGGGAGUCCUGCCACCCAGUGCUCGCUACCCCAAUCCCUGCUGGAUCACACCUGCCUUGUGGCCACACCACAAAUGCCAGCGCUACCUUACCAAUACACCACUACUCUUCCCCACCUCUCACCAGCUGCCGCACCCCCCACUGGAUCACAUGUGCCUUGUGGACACACCCGCUGCCCCACCCCCUGCUGGGGACCACUUAUGUCUGUUUGACACACCGGGCGUGCUGGCACUACCUUACCGUUAUUCUGCUCCUCUCCAUUGUACCCCCCUGAUCUCCCCCUCCCCCCACCAGCUGCCCCACCCCCUGCUGGAUCACAUCUGCCUGGUGGACACCCCGGGCGUGCUGGCGGGGGAGAAGCAGCGCACGCAGCGCAGCUACGACUUCACUGGCGUCACUGAGGUGAGUGGCGUGAUGGGGGGUGGGGAAGAGGGGGUGAGAGGCGGUGGGGAAGAGGGGAUGGUGGUUCGCAUCCAACUCAUUCUGCUGCUCUUCGACCCGCACAAGCUGGACGUGAGCGACGAGUUCAAGCGCGUCAUCACGUCGCUGCACGGCAACAAGGAUAAGAUCCGCCUCGUGCUCAACAAGGCCGACCACGUCAACACGCAGCAGGUGCGAUGCGUUGACCAGGUCAACACGCAGCAGGUGAGAUGCGUUGACCAGGUCAACACGCAGCAGGUGAGAUGCGUUGACCAGGUCAACACGCAGCAGGUGAGAUGCGUUGACCAGCUCAUGCGAGUGUACGGGGCACUCAUGUGGUCACUGGGGAAGGUCAUCAACACUCCUGAAGUCAUGCGCGUGUACAUUGGAUCUUUCUCGGACACAGCUCCUGGCAAGAAGAAGCUUCCUGCAAAGAAGCUACCUGGCAAGAAGAAGCUUCCUGCCCAGAAGCCACGCAAGCAGGCGCUUCAGCUGCGGUCAGCAACGCAGCAAACGACCAUCGGAUGCGAGUCCACAGCUAGCGAAGAGACCAAGGAGACAGCGGUUGCCCCAAACAAGGAGAAGGGAGAAACGGGGAACAAGGAAGCGGAGCGUGAGGCGGAGGCAAGGAACGAGUGUGCACCAGUGGGGGAAGAGGGUGCGAACGGUGCAGGACUUGAGAAAGGAAAUGGGGAGAGCGGAGAGGAGGUUGGAGAGAAGAGCCAAGAGGAGGGAAAAGAGGAGUGCGGCAAUGCAGCAGAGGGGUGCAGAGGAAGCGAGUUGGAAGAGAGCAAGGGCAAGGAGAACGUGGCACCCAGGAGCCAUGGAGAGGGCAAGGCUGCAAGGAGGGGAACGGGAAAGAGUGUGCAGGCAAGGGAUCAGAUUGAAGAUGAGGAGGAGGAAGUGGAAGAAGAAGAGGAGGAGGAGGAGGACGCGGAGGGGCGGCUGGGGCGAGCGCUGUUUGAGAGGGAGAUGAGCGACCUGCUGUCUGACCUGGGGGACCUGCCCCGGAAGAGCUGUGAUCGUAAGAUCAACGAGUUUGUGAAGCGCGCGAGGGCAGCGAGGGUGAACGCGUUCAUCAUCUCCCACCUGCGCGCACAGCUGCCCCUGUUCGGCCGCGCCAAGGCCCGGCAGCGCCUCAUUGAGAACCUGCCUCAGGAGUUUGAGAAGGUGGCCCGGGAGCACCGCCUGGCAGAGGGUGACCUCCCUCCAGUGGCGCUCUUUCAACGCGCGCUGGCAGGGUGUGCGUUUGAGAGCUUUGAGCGACUCAACGUGAAGCUUGUGGAAGAGGUGGACAGGAUGCUUGCAUAUGAUAUUCCACACCUCCUGAAUACAACCGCGUUUGUCUUCCUGCCAUUCUCCUCCUCAAUCCCACUCCACCUCAUCCCACUCCUUCCCACUCCUCUUCCCACUCCCUCCACUCACCCCUGCACCCCACGCGCGCAGGCGCAGGACAUAGUGGUGGGGGGCAAGAACGGCUGGACGUACAAGCUGAGCAACUGGAAGCCCAACCCGCCCGCGCGCGUAGGCGACGUGCUCGUGUUCAAAUGGGUUGGCAAGCACGACGUGUGGCAGAUGAACACUCCCUUGGCGUACCGGACCUGCAACUUCCGGCCCGGCGCGGCUAAGAGGCUGACGGGGCAGGUCACUGGCGGCAAGUACAGGUUUGUGGUGCCGGCCACAGCCAAGGGCAAGACCCUGUACUUCGGGUGUUCCGUGGUGUACCAUUGCGAGGGCAUGAUGAAAGUGGCGAUUCCGGUUCAGGCUUGA